GCAGUCACAUGAUCGCCUGUGUCACCUGACUGCUACAGUCCACCCUGUGUCAUCUGUCGGCAGCUAUGCUAGACGCUUUGAUUGCACGAGUUCAUAGAAAAUCCAUUCAUUCCGAUGUUAAUGUUGUUGCCUAAAGCUUUUAUAUUUUACACACGUCUCCUCGUUUAGACGCAGGCGGUGAGAGUCAAUACGUUAGGUGCAAGCUAACACGAGGAAGCUGUGCUAGCUAGCUAGCUAGCUGUUUAGCCAUGUCGUCGUGUUGACUCUUCGACAGGUGUCAUAUCGGGGGAAAUUAAUAACAGGUUUUGAGAAAAGAGUCACUUUAACCAUGGCUUCGAUUCUUGACGACUACGAGGACUCGCAGAUCACCAGACAAAGUGCGCAGCAGCGCAGCCGCCUGUCGGGUGCCAAUAUCGGGAUAACACAUUCAGGUUUCGUGAAUGUGAGACUUGAGGAAGAGAAGCCCAUAUUCAACAAGCAGAGGAUCGACUUUACACCGCCCGAAAAGAUAAACCAUCUCGCAGUGUGCAACAAUCAGCUGUGCAUGAGUCUGGGAAAGGACACCCUGCUGAGGAUUGACCUGGCCAAACCAGAUCAGCCCAAUCAGAUUGAAUUAGGAAGAAAAGAUGACAGUAAAGUGUAUCGACUGUUCCUGGAUCCCACAGGCUCCCAUCUGCUGAUUAGCCUGAGCACCAGUGAAUGUCUGUAUCUGAACAGGAACACCCAGAAGGUGCGCAGUCUGUCCCGUUGGAGAGGCCAUCUCAUCGAGAGCGUGGGCUGGAACAAGUUGCUGGGCAAUGAGACCAGCACGGGACCAAUACUGGUUGGUACCAGUCAAGGCAUCAUCUUUGAAGCUGAGAUCUCUGCAAAUGAGGGCAGCCUGUUCAACACCAAUCCAGACCAGUAUUUCAGACAGGUUCACUCCCUGGAGGAAGACGGGAGGCCAGCACCAGUUUGCUGCCUGGAGGUGGAACGUAACCUGGAGAACAAGUACUUCAUCAUUGCCACCACUCGCAAACGCCUGUUCCAGUUCGUGGGUAAAGUGGCUGAUGGGUCAGAGCAGCAAGGCUUUAGUUCCAUCUUUAACCAGAACCAGGACUUGCUGCCCAGUUUCCAGGAGUUUCCAGUAGACAUGGGCUAUAGUGAGAUCACAUUCUACACAUCAAAGCUGCGUAACUCGCCUAAGGCUUUUGCAUGGAUGAUGGGUAAUGGAGUCCUUUACGGCCAGCUGGACUAUGUCAGGCCCGAUUCUUUGCUGAGUGAUGUGCAGGUAUGGGAAUACAGCCCCGACAUUGACCUCAGUGUUAAGAAGCCCAUCUCUAUUGUGCUGACACAGUUUCACUUCCUGCUACUACUGAACGACCGAGUUAAGGCCAUCUGCACCCUGAAUGGACAGGAAGUUUAUGAGGAUGUAUUCCCAGACAAAUUUGGCACCCUAAUGAAGAUGAUCAAAGAUCCUGUUGGCGGCUUGGUGUGGAUCUACACUGAGCGGGCUGUGUUCCGUUACCACAUCCAGCGUGAGGCCAGGGACGUCUGGCAGAUGUACAUGAGCAUGAAUAAGUUCGACCUGGCCAAGGAGUACUGCCGCGAUCGACCUGAGUGCAUGGACAUGGUUCUGGACAAGGAGGCUGAGCACUGCUUCCAGAAUAAGCGAUAUCUGGAAAGCGCCAAGUGCUACGCGCUGACGCAGAACUACUUUGAGGAGAUCGCACUUAAGUUCAUUGAAGCCAAACAGGAGGAAGCCCUGAAGGUGUUCUUGCUGAAGAAACUCAACAACUUGAAGCCCAGUGAAAGGACACAGAUUACUCUGCUCGUCACCUGGCUAACUGAGCUCUACCUGAACCGCCUCGGUCAGCUGGAGAGCGAUGGUAACAGCAUCAUCUUUCAGGAGACCCGCGAUGAGUUCCGUCAAUUCCUUAACAGCUCCAAGCAUAAAGAAUGCCUGUUCAACAACCGCAGCACCAUCUACGACCUGCUGGCCAGCCACGGCAAUGUGGAUGACAUGGUCUACUUUUCAGUCGUCAUGCAGGACUAUGAGAGGGUGAUCUCGCACUACUGCCAACAUGAUGACUACAGUGCAGCUCUGGAGGUGCUCUCCAAGCACUGUGAUCAAAAGCUUUUCUACAAGUUCUCCCCUGUCCUCAUGCAGCACAUUCCCAAAAAAGUGGUGGACGCGUGGAUUCAGAUGGGCAAGAGGCUGGACCCAAAAAAGCUCAUUCCAGCUCUGAUGAACUACAGUCAGAUGGGGAGCUCCCAGCAAAUCAACGAAACCGUCCGCUACAUGGAGUUCUGUGUGUAUGAGCUCAGUGUCACAGAGGAGGCAAUCCAUAACUACCUGCUGUCGCUCUAUGCUAAGUAUAAGCCAGAUUCUCUGCUUAUGUAUCUGGAGCAGGCGGGCACACACGCCACCCAGAUCCACUACGAUCUGAAGUACGCUCUCAGGUUGUGCGCAGAACAUGGCUAUCUUCGUGCCUGUGUCCUAGUGUAUAGGAUCAUGGAAUUGUACGAGGAGGCAGUGGAUCUUGCUUUACAAGUUGAUGUAGACUUGGCCAAAUCAUGUGCAGACCUGCCUGAGGAUGAUGAGGAGCUGAGGAAGAAGCUUUGGCUGAAGAUUGCCCGUCACGUGGUGCAGGAGGAGAAGGACGUGAAGAAAGCCAUGAACUGUCUGUCCAGCUGCAACCUGCUCAAGAUCGAAGACAUCCUGCCCUUCUUCCCAGACUUUGUCACUAUUGACCACUUUAAGGAGGCUAUCUGCAACUCUCUGGAAGAGUACAACCAGCACAUUGAAGAGCUGAAGCAGGAAAUGGAGGAGGCUACUGAAAGUGCUAAACGUAUCAGAGAAGACAUUCAGGAAAUGAGGAACAAAUAUGGAGUAGUCGACUCCCAAGAAAAGUGUGCCGCAUGUGACUUUCCCCUACUUAACAGGCCCUUUUAUUUGUUUCUGUGUGGCCAUAUGUUCCACUAUGACUGUCUGUUUCAGGAGGUGACGCCUCACUUGCCAACCUAUAAGCAAACUCGUCUGGAGGACUUGCAGAAAAAGCUGGCAGCGACCACGCAGUCCUCCAAGUCACGUCACCGUCCGGUGCCCAAAGAUGAAGGCGACACUGCCAGCCUAGGAAAAGGAAAUGCCGGCACAAGCCGCGAGCAGAUAAAAUCGGACAUUGAUGACAUCAUUGCUUCUGAGUGCGUGUACUGUGGCGAACUGAUGAUCAAAUCCAUUGAUAAGCCUUUCAUUGAUCCACAGAAGUUUGAGGAGGAGAAAUCAAGCUGGCUAUGAGUGAGGCGUCGUUCUAGCUCAGUGUAAAAACUGACAUGGGACAGGCCUCAUCUGUAUAUCAAUAAAGUCACAUAAUCCACAAGACAAACCCAUUUUGUGAAUGCAAUGGUUUAGUUGUUCCUGUUGCUACAAACUCUGCCAGCUUGAACUGAUCUUUUAAAAAGAAACUUAUUCUUUGUAUGUGAAAAUCCACUCCAAGGACCUUUACAGUUAUGGGAAUGUGCAGGAAUGAAAAGCUACACGAUGAGGUAGCAUAAAAUGUGCCUGAACCAAUGUUUUUAAUAAUACAAAUAGAGUUAGUUAUGAUUGCUCUAUACACCUAUUAACUACAUUUAUUCUGGUGAAAACAGUGUACAUCCAUUUACAAGAUUUCUGUAGUGUGCUUAAUGUGGAGAGAAAUGACAAACUGUGAUUUAAUAUAUUCACUGUUUUGCAAUUAAUUUGUUGCACAUUAAAGUUUCUGUGUACUCUGGAA
Messenger RNA from Betta splendens (Siamese fighting fish), 3752 nucleotides. RefSeq names its product VPS18 core subunit of CORVET and HOPS complexes (gene vps18). The record is from RefSeq and is a predicted model, not a curated record. Bases 329 to 3277 code for a protein of 982 amino acids. Gene Ontology annotation, molecular function: protein-macromolecule adaptor activity. Gene Ontology annotation, biological process: intracellular protein transport; endosome organization; lysosome organization. Gene Ontology annotation, cellular component: HOPS complex; endosome. Lineage: Eukaryota; Metazoa; Chordata; Actinopteri; Anabantiformes; Osphronemidae. The transcript is spliced from 9 exons.